Molecule: messenger RNA, 1054 nt
Organism: Phlebotomus papatasi
Lineage: Eukaryota; Metazoa; Arthropoda; Insecta; Diptera; Psychodidae
Product: borealin-like
Exons: 5
Coding region: 143-1051 (302 amino acids)
Biological process (GO): mitotic sister chromatid segregation
Cellular component (GO): chromosome passenger complex; chromosome, centromeric region; spindle midzone
Source: RefSeq, a predicted model, not a curated record
CAUUUCACCGUUGGACGCCUGUCAAAUUUGUUUUAUAUCAACGCGCUCUGUUCUUCUUUCCAAACGCUUCUUUUACAAUUUUCACGGGCUUUUCCAGCUCCAAUUGGUCAAGACUGAGUGAUAAGCUUCUCACAGUAGAAAAAUGCCACGAACAAAAUUGCCAAAAAACUCUAAAAGAAAUCGUGAACAAACCCUGGAGGACCUCAUUUCCGGGACAAUGAGGGAAUUUGAUGAAACCUUUGAGACACAAAUUGCAAAUCUCGAGCUGAUGCAUUCAAAUAUCCUUGAGAAAGUCGAAAUGGGGAUUCAUAAAUUCUUGUCCAGUCUUCCAGAAAAUAUUCUAAAUCUCAAGUUUGGAGAUCUCAGAACUAUGAACGUUAAAGGCCUGGCGGAUGCUUCGAAGGAACUUAGUGCCAGUCAAACGGAGACCUUGAACAUGACUUCUGGACAGAAUUCCACACAAAACCGGAAGCAAUCGAGAGAGGACGAAGGUUACCUUACAGAAACUGGUACUUCGGAAGUGACGAGCAGUUCAGCAAUUCGAGGACCAUUGUCUUCGGCUCGAGGCAAAUUGAGACGCAGUAAAUCUGCCACUGGAUCACUGCAGAGUCUUGCUCAACCAAUGCCACCGAGUCGCCUGAAGCCACCGACUCCCCUCAAGGGUCCCCUACUUCCUCAAACUGAGCACAAAUCCAGGUCGGCCUAUCGUACUCCAUUGCAGCGUCAGGGUCGAUUGAAGGCAGCCAGUGCCGAUCGCAUUGACCAGAUCAAACCCAAAGUGCCUGUGGAUCAGCCUCUGUCCCUGUUGCGCUUCCCCCGAGUGGGAGAGACUCUCGUGUCACUCACGGGAAGUCCCGUGGCCGGGGGUGGCCCAGAUCCAGUGGCCAGUGUCAACAUUCCUACAUUGGAUGGUGUUCUGUCUCUACGACCGACAGCUGCUUCAACCUUUGACCCACAUGUCAUCAGUCAGAUUGACGAAGGAACUCUUCGUAAUCUUCAUCAACUGCAGGCAAACAUCAAUAUGAUGCUCAAGAUGGCCAAGGGGAAGUAAAAA